CGUUGUGGUGUUUUACUCCUAUGUUCUUCUGUUUAACUCUUGGUUUGAUAAUUAAAGACUCACUUCUGGAUUACCCUGGCACCGUGUGCUUCAUCCCCACCGCAUCGUGACAGUGUUUAACAAAGCAACCAUGACAAAACACCAGACCAGUCAAAAAUGAAACUGGCUGAGCAACAGAGUCUGGCAGAGGACCGCUUGCUAAACAUCCAACAGUGUGGCUGACCUCUGGAGCAAUACAUGGUGGAAUUCCUGGAGCUGUCCCAUCAGAGAAGAAAGGAAUGCAACAGCUGUGUGCCUCUAUAUAUUAACCAAAGUGAUAACUAUUUAUAUAUCAGUCAUCUACCUUGCAUCAUAGGCCUAAGUAGAAACCACAAUCUGCUGUCUCUACGAUCUACUUAGGCUUGUACAAUGGUUUUGGAAAAGCACAGCCCUGUAUGUUUCGUUUAGGUCACAGAUGGACAACCUGACAUUCAGAUACAGCAUACUUUUAAUGGAGGGACUGCAAGUUAAACAACAGUCCUUGCAUUCAGCCAUUCAGAUCUCAGUGGAAAAAAGUUUACACCAGCCUAUGCACAUUCUUUUCUGCAACUUGCCACUCAAUCAUGUAUUAGGGACAACCAUUCUGUUGCCACACUUGAUGAGGAAUACUUUAACAGACACCUCUGAGCAUUACAUCACAUAUGUGGAGUGUGUUAUGCAAGCUUUUUUUGGUCAUUUAUAUGGAACAGCAUCCCACACUAUUCUAAUGAUUGGCCUCAGUGUGCGCCUGUCUCACUGCAGAUCUUUUAUUGAAAAUCCAUUUUGUGACAAUGCUUCACUAUUUAAACUUUCCUGUGAAAGUACAGUGAUUAAUAAUGUAUAUGGAUUAACUUUUACUGUUGUUUUACUUACAUCUUCAUUGGGGAGUAUGGUAUUAACAUAUCUCAGAAUAGCAAUGGUAUGCUUCAAAAGCAAAAACAAAGCAAGCAACAGCAAAGCCAUAAAAACCUCCAGGGCACACUUAGCUGUUUAUGUAAUCAUGAUGGUUUCUGGAUUCACCACCAUAUUACUUCAUCGUUUUCCUGAACUCUCUGAACAUAGGAAACUAUCUAGUAUAAUGUUCCAUGUUGUUCCUCCAUGCUUGAAUCCCAUAAUAUAUGGGUUGCAAGCCAAGGAAAUAAGACAGAAACUAUUUAAACUUAUGUAUAAAAGUAAAGUUAACUUCAUAUUUUUUUUUUCAGUUAAGGAGAUUGGAGCUGGUAUCACAGGACUUGACAGUGCAGCGGUCAGCGUGCCUGACAGUGGAGCGGCCGGUGGUUCUGGGAUGAGGACGUGA
Messenger RNA from Sinocyclocheilus anshuiensis, 1315 nucleotides. Its product is annotated as olfactory receptor 52N2-like. The coding region runs from base 455 to 1315 and encodes 286 amino acids. Gene Ontology annotation, cellular component: membrane. NCBI's taxonomy places the organism in Eukaryota, Metazoa, Chordata, Actinopteri, Cypriniformes, Cyprinidae. The transcript is spliced from 7 exons. Gene Ontology annotation, biological process: G protein-coupled receptor signaling pathway; detection of chemical stimulus involved in sensory perception of smell. Gene Ontology annotation, molecular function: olfactory receptor activity; odorant binding. The record is from RefSeq and is a predicted model, not a curated record.